UCAUCAUCAUCAUCAUCAUCAUCAUCAUCAUCAUCGUCGUCGUCGUCAUCGUGGAGCCGAUAGGGACCGGACAUGAGAAGUGAGUUGCCCGCCAUACCGCGUCGGAAGUGUGGUGUUCCAGUGUAUAGUGCUUUUUAAUGGAGCGUGCCGCCGACAUAUAAGCCGCUCUCGUCGUGUUUCUCGUUACUCGCAACAGGCGGAGUGUCGACAUCCACGACUUAAGAGAUGGUCAUCGUCACACGGGGAGAUUAUAUAUGGAUAGAACCAAUUUCCGGAAGAGAAUUUGACGUCGCGAUCGGAGCGCGAGUUAUUUCAGCAGAGGGUAGACGUAUCCAAGUAAAGGACGACGAUAAUAAGGAACAAUGGUUAACACCAGAGAGACGGAUAAAGGCGAUGCACGCCACCUCGGUACAAGGUGUAGAAGAUAUGAUCAGUUUAGGAGACCUCCAUGAAGCGGGCAUUCUGCGAAAUUUAUUAAUACGCUAUAACGAGAAUCUCAUUUACACGUACACAGGUUCCAUCCUGGUCGCUGUCAAUCCAUAUCAGAUACUGCCUAUUUAUACCGCGGAGCAAAUCAAACUCUACAAGGAUCGUAAAAUUGGGGAGCUGCCGCCUCAUAUAUUCGCCAUCGGCGAUAAUAGUUACGCGCACAUGAAUCGAUAUGGCCAGGAUCAGUGCAUAGUAAUUAGUGGCGAAAGUGGAGCCGGAAAAACCGAGAGCACAAAAUUAAUUCUGCAGUAUUUAGCAGCGAUCAGUGGAAAACAUUCAUGGAUCGAACAGCAAAUCUUGGAAGCUAAUCCGAUACUCGAAGCCUUUGGCAAUGCAAAAACCGUGAGAAACGACAAUUCUUCUCGUUUUGGCAAGUACAUCGAUAUUCACUUCAACGAGCAAGGUGUAAUAGAAGGAGCCAAGAUAGAGCAAUACCUUCUGGAAAAGUCACGAAUCGUAUCCCAAAGUUCAGACGAAAGAAAUUAUCACAUAUUCUAUUGUAUGUUAGCCGGUCUUUCGAGGGAAGAGAGGCAAAAGCUCGAACUGGAGGAUGCAUCUACGUACAAAUAUCUUAUAGGGGGUGGUGGCAUUACUUGCGAAGGACGUGACGACGCGGCCGAAUUCGCUGAUAUCAGAUCAGCUAUGAAGGUUCUACUAUUCUCCGAUACAGAAAUAUGGGAAGUACUCAAAUUGCUUGCAGCUUUGUUACACAUGGGCAAUAUAAAGUACAGAGCUACCGUCGUAGAUAACUUGGACGCUACGGAAAUAACGGAACAAACGAAUGUACAUAGGGUGGCAUAUCUAUUGGGAGUGCCUGGACAGUCUCUGAUAGACGCACUCACUCGUAGAACUAUAUUUGCACACGGUGAGACAGUAGUUUCCACGUUGUCGAGAGAUCAAUCGGUGGAUAUUAGAGAUGCGUUUGUGAAAGGUAUAUACGGCCGAUUAUUUAUACAUAUUGUAAAGAAAAUUAACGAGGCCAUAUACAGGCCGAAGAACAACUCCCGUAGCGCUAUAGGCGUAUUGGAUAUCUUCGGCUUCGAGAAUUUCAAUCACAAUAGCUUCGAGCAGUUUUGCAUCAACUAUGCCAACGAGAACCUGCAACAGUUCUUCGUUCAACAUAUAUUCAAACUGGAACAGGAGGAGUACAAUCAUGAAGGGAUAAAUUGGCAGCAUAUUGAAUUCGUCGACAACCAGGACGCUUUGGAUUUAAUAGCCAUCAAGCAACUUAAUAUUAUGGCGCUUAUUGAUGAAGAAUCGAAAUUUCCGAAAGGCACAGAUCAGACCAUGUUGGCGAAAAUCCACAAAACUCACGGCAGUCAUAGAAAUUAUUUGAAACCUAAAUCUGACAUCAACACGUCUUUCGGCCUGAAUCAUUUUGCGGGAGUCGUGUUUUACGACACGAGGAGCUUCCUAGAGAAAAAUAGGGAUACAUUCAGCGCGGACUUGUUGCAACUUAUUCACAUAUCGUCGAAUAAGUUUCUUCAAGCUUGCUUCAUCGAAGACAUCGGGAUGGGAUCGGAAACUAGGAAGAGAGCGCCUACAUUAUCGACGCAAUUCAAAAAAUCACUGGAUUCUCUUAUGAAGACCCUAUGCAGCUGCCAGCCUUUCUUCAUAAGGUGCAUUAAGCCGAACGAAUACAAAAAACCGAUGAUGUUCGAUCGAGGUCUUUGCUGUCGACAAUUAAGAUACUCCGGCAUGAUGGAGACCAUCAGGAUACGUCGAGCCGGUUACCCUAUUCGCCAUUCUUUUCACGAGUUCGUGGAAAGAUAUCGAUUUCUUAUCUCGGGUAUUCCACCCGCACACAAGGUGGAUUGUCGGGCGGCGACUUCAAAAAUCUGCCAUGCAGUGUUGGGUCGAUCGGAUUAUCAGCUUGGGCACACCAAGGUCUUCCUCAAGGAUGCUCAUGACCUGUUCCUCGAGCAGGAGCGCGAUCGCGUGUUGACGCGGAAGAUCCUGAUACUGCAGCGUAACAUUCGCGGCUGGGUCUACAGAAGACGGUUCCUGAAAAUGAGGACGGCGGCGAUGAUCGUGCAAAAGUAUUGGCGCGGCUACGCUCAACGUCAACGAUACAAACGCAUGCGAAUCGGUUACAUGCGGCUGCAGGCGCUCAUCAGGUCGCGCGUGCUGUCGCACAGAUUCAGGCACUUGAGGGGACACAUCGUCGCGCUUCAAGCGCGAGCCCGGGGCCACCUAGUGCGGAGGAUGUAUCAGAAGAAGUUGUGGGCUAUAGUGAAGAUACAGGCGCACGUGAGAAGACUAAUCGCGCAGAGACGGUACAAGAAGAUCAAAUACGAGUAUAGAUUACACGUGGAGGCGCUGCGAUUGCGAAAGAAGGAGGAACGCGAAUUGAAGGAUCAGGGUAACAAGCGAGCCAAGGAGAUCGCGGAACAAAAUUACAGGGAACGCAUGCAAGAGCUAGAGCGGAAAGAGAUUGAAAUGGAGCUCGAAGACAGACGACGAAUGGAGAUUAAGAAAAAUUUGAUCAACGACGCAGCCAAGAAACAAGACGAACCGGUUGAUGAUAGUAAACUAGUCGAGGCCAUGUUUGACUUCUUGCCAGACUCCAGCAGCGAGGCUCCGACUCCCGCGAGAGAAACGUCUGUAUUUAACGAUCUUCCUGCACCGAAAGCAGAUCAGCAGGAGAUAAUCAGCCCGAUUCAGAUGACCUCGGAGGACGAGGAGGAUCUAUCUGAAUUUAAGUUCCAAAAAUUCGCGGCCACAUAUUUUCAGGGCAAUAUCACGCACCAGUACUCGAGAAAGCCGCUUAAACAUCCGUUAUUACCGUUACACACGCAAGGUGACCAAUUGGCCGCUCAGGCUCUGUGGAUAACUAUACUUCGAUUUACGGGCGAUUUACCCGAGCCGCGAUUUCACACUAUGGACAGAGAUACAACCUCAGUAAUGUCGAAGGUGACGGCAACGCUCGGACGGAAUUUUAUAAGGAGCAAAGAGUUUCAGGAGGCUCAGAUGAUGGGUAUGGACCCUGAAACGUUCCUCAAACAAAAACCGCGCUCCAUCAGGCACAAACUUGUAUCGCUAACAUUGAAGCGAAAGAACAAGUUGGGUGAGGAUGUGCGAAGAAGAUUGCAAGAGGAUGAAUAUACCGCCGACAGCUAUCAAUCCUGGUUAGAAGCCAGACCUACGUCGAACCUCGAAAAGCUGCACUUCAUCAUCGGUCAUGGUAUAUUGCGUGCCGAAUUGCGGGACGAAAUAUAUUGCCAGAUCUGCAAACAACUGACCAACAAUCCCUCCAAAUCGUCACACGCACGAGGCUGGAUUUUGCUGUCCCUCUGCGUUGGUUGUUUCGCGCCUUCGGAGAAAUUUGUCAAUUACUUGCGAGCUUUUAUCAGAGAGGGACCGCCCGGUUACGCGCCCUACUGCGAGGAUAGAUUGAAGAGAACCUUUAACAACGGUACGCGCAAUCAGCCACCGAGCUGGCUGGAACUUCAAGCUACAAAGUCGAAGAAACCUAUCAUGUUGCCCAUCACUUUCAUGGAUGGUAACACAAAGACGCUGCUGGCCGAUUCGGCCACCACUGCCAGGGAAUUGUGCAACCAACUCUCCGAUAAGAUCUCGUUAAGGGAUCAGUUCGGCUUUUCCCUGUACAUCGCCCUGUUCGACAAGGUGUCGUCCUUGGGCAGCGGCGGCGAUCACGUGAUGGACGCGAUUUCUCAGUGUGAGCAGUACGCGAAAGAGCAGGGUGCUCAGGAACGAAACGCUCCCUGGAGAUUGUUCUUCAGGAAGGAAAUUUUCGCGCCUUGGCACGAGCCGACCGAGGAUCAAGUGGCCACGAAUCUGAUUUAUCAGCAAGUGGUGCGCGGCGUCAAGUUCGGCGAAUAUCGCUGCGACAAAGAGGAGGAUUUGGCAAUGAUCGCGGCGCAGCAAUAUUACAUAGAGUAUCACACCGAUAUGAACGUCGACCGAUUGUACACCCUUCUGCCCAAUUACAUACCGGACUACUGUCUAACGGGAAUUGACAAAGCGAUCGAUCGAUGGGGGCACCUCGUCUUGCAGGCGUACAAGAAGAGUUAUUAUUUGAAGGAGAAAGUACCAACGUUACGCGUUAAAGAGGACAUAGUCAGCUACGCGAAGUUCAAGUGGCCUUUGUUGUUUUCUCGUUUUUACGAAGCUUAUAGAAACUCUGGACCGAAUCUACCGAAGAACGACGUUAUCAUAGCCGUCAACUGGACCGGAGUAUAUGUCGUCGAUGAUCAGGAGCAGGUGCUCCUGGAGUUAUCUUUCCCUGAAAUUACCACCGUAUCUAGUCAAAAAACAAACAAGAUGUUUACACAAACAUUCAGUUUGUCAACGGUACGAGGAGAAGAGUUCACAUUUCAAAGUCCAAACGCGGAAGACAUUCGCGAUUUAGUGGUGUAUUUCCUGGAAGGACUGAAGAAGCGCAGCAAGUUCGUCAUAGCUCUGCAGGAUUACAAACCGCCGAGUGAGGCCUCGUCGUUCCUGAACUUUCAAAAAGGCGACCUCAUCGUUCUUGAAGAUGAGAGCACCGGCGAGACGGUACUCAAUUCAGGCUGGUGUAUCGGGGCCUGUGAGAGGACCGGUGAAAAGGGUGACUUUCCAGCUGAAACGGUCUACGUGUUACCUUCCUUAACAAAACCACCCAAUGAUAUAUUGGCUUUAUUCAGCAUUGAAGGCACGGAAAAUACCCGCAGACUCUAUCCGCAGCAGAUAAACGGCGUGGAUUCGCGCGACAAGCCUCACACUCUUCUAGAAUACGCAAUUGAUCAUUUCCGAACACCACCAAAGAGAACGAUGUCCAAGACGCUGACUUUGACAUCCGCGCGACGUGGUCACACGGACGAGUUAUGGCAUCACUCCAGAGAACCGUUGAAGCAACCGCUUCUGAAGAAACUCGUCUCCAAGGAAGAACUGACUGAAGAGGCAUGCUUUGCUUUCAAUGCCAUUUUGAAAUAUAUGGGGGAUCUGCCGACAAAACGGCCACGUAUUGGCAACGAAUACACAGAUCUGAUCUUCGAUGGACCGUUGAAGAAUGAGAUUUUACGAGAUGAAAUUUACUGCCAGAUCAUGAAGCAGCUCACCGAUAAUCGCAACAGAUUGAGCGAAGAGCGAGGGUGGGAAUUAAUGUGGCUCGCCACUGGACUGUUUAUUUGCAGUCAAAGCCUUAUGAAGGAAUUAACUUUGUUUCUACGUACAAGACGCCAUCCUAUAUCUCAAGACUCUUUACAAAGACUGCAGAAAACUUUGCGCAAUGGUCAACGGAAAUAUCCGCCGCAUCAAGUGGAAGUGGAAGCUAUUCAGCACAAAACCACGCAAAUAUUUCACAAGGUCUACUUUCCAGACGAUACGGAUGAGGCGUUCGAGGUUGACUCGUCUACUAGAGCGAAAGACUUUUGCCAAAACAUCGCGCAGAGACUCAACCUGCGAUCAGCGGAAGGUUUUAGCUUGUUUGUUAAGAUUGCCGACAAAGUCAUUUCUGUCCCAGAAGGAGAUUUCUUCUUUGACUUUGUACGACAUUUGACUGACUGGAUCAGAAAAGCCAGACCAUCGCGAGAUGGAGUUAUGCCACAAUUCACAUAUCAAGUCUUCUUUAUGAAGAAGCUUUGGACAAAUACAGUUCCCGGUAAAGAUAGAAAUGCCGAUUUAAUUUUCCACUUCCAUCAAGAACUUCCCAAGUUGCUAAGAGGCUAUCAUAAAUGUAUGAAGGAAGAAGCCUCGAGAUUAGCAGCUUUGGUGUACAGAGUACGAUUCGGCGAAAGUAAACAAGAAUUACAAGCAAUCCCGCAAAUGUUAAGAGAACUCGUACCAGGUGAUUUGAUCAAGAUACAGAGUUUUAACGAUUGGAAGAGAUCGAUAAUCGCUGCUUAUAAUCAAGAUGCUGGCAUGAGUCCGGAGGAUGCAAAAAUCACAUUCUUAAAAAUCGUUUAUCGAUGGCCAACGUUCGGUUCUGCGUUUUUCGAAGUGAAACAAAGCACGGAACCAAACUAUCCUGAAUUACUAUUAAUCGCCAUCAACAAACACGGUGUUAGUCUAAUACAUCCUCAAUCAAAGGACAUAUUGAUUACACAUCCCUUUACGAGAAUCUCCAAUUGGUCGUCCGGGAACACCUACUUCCACAUGACGAUAGGAAACCUCGUGCGAGGUUCGAAACUCUUAUGCGAAACCUCGCUGGGUUAUAAAAUGGACGAUCUUUUGACUUCCUACAUUUCGCUAAUGCUCACGAACAUGAACAAGCAACGCACGAUACGAAUCAAAUAAAUAUGAAAGUAAUUUCGGUAAUAUUUUGCGUUCCUCGAUCAUUUUUAGAUUUAUUUUUUUUACAAGCAUAUUUUAUCAUCAAUUAACACACACAGAACUAUCCAAUAUUGUCUCAUCAAUUUUACUUCCAUCUGAUUAAACACGAGAAAUUAUUUAAAUUUAUCUCUUUCACGUAUUUAUAAGAUAUUCGUUAUUGUUCAUGUUACAUUAUCAUAUAUACAACGUAAACAUUCUUUAUGCAAGUAUCAUUUAUAUAUUAUGCUAUAUAAUUUAUAUAAAAUAUAUAGAAAUCAUGAUUAUAUUUACCUGUCAAUUUCACGAAAGAAAAUUUAAAUAUUAUAUAAUUUGUAAUAAAAGAAAUAUACAAACUAUGUAUGUACACAAGUUGUGUUAGUCGAACAAUUUGUACAUGAUUUACUUACAGUUAAAAACAUAAUAGUUUUUGUAUAAAAUAUUAUAUUUCUAUAUAUAUUUUAAUUAUUAUUAGUGAACCUUGUGUUCAAACUCAUAUUAUUUUAAAGCACUUUCGUGCGCGUUAAGGUUCCUGGAUCUUCGUCACGGCCACGUUGAAUCGUGACGUCAGAGAUGAAAAAGCACACGCUGAAAAUUCUUGAUGCCAUUUUUAAAUGAAAAAAUAUUUCAGAUGAUUUUAGCACACUUUUAAAAUACAUCGAAAACUAUUCUUUUCCCUUGAUAAUCUGAGAAUUUUUAGCGUGCGUUUUCUCGCUUCUGACGUCACAAUUCCAAUAUGAUCGGUGAAUAACCAAGAAUCUUAAUAUAAUACGGGCAUAAAUAGCGGUUAUAAGUAUAUGAUUUUUAUUUAAGAAUAAUGCAAUAAAAAAAAUUUGUAAUAACUGUGCGCAUCUAUAUAGGAUAAUGAAAAUAAUCAGAAUAUAUACUGGAAAUCUGGAAAUAUUGGAAAACUGUCCGAAUAUAUACGAAUUCGUAAAUAACGUGGAUCAAAUUUUCAGAAAUUCACAAAUUUAUAGAGAAUAUAUAAAUAUAACAAACUGAUGCGGUUUAUAAUAUAAUAAAUAUCUCAAAUAUAUCGCUUUGUCUAUAUACGGAGUAUUUUUUUUCGAAACAAAGAAGCCUCAUAUAAGAAUGUAAUUAAUUCGCUUUUAUAAUUGCGAAUAAAAAACGACUAUGUUCUCUGCA
Molecule: messenger RNA, 7884 nt
Organism: Nylanderia fulva
Lineage: Eukaryota; Metazoa; Arthropoda; Insecta; Hymenoptera; Formicidae
Gene: ck
Product: unconventional myosin-VIIa ck
Cellular component (GO): myosin complex; cytoskeleton
Molecular function (GO): ATP binding; protein binding; cytoskeletal motor activity
Source: RefSeq, a predicted model, not a curated record